GGCAACUUCUCGAGGAAUUCUCGCGACAUAUACAUGGAGGACCGGUGCACCCUUGCUGCGGAGUGUUUAACCGGCCACGGUCAGCAUCAAAGGUCGUACCUCGAUCUGAACGACUGCUUCACCAAUACUGAUGGGCGCUUGCUUUGGUCAAAGGGUGGUGACUUCGCGGCGAGUGCGAGACACAUUCACCUGACGGAAGGCGGCAGAGCGCUUGAGGCUGAGCUUGGUGAUGGAAGGGGUGGAUGGAUCCACAACAAGGUGUACUUGGACGAGCGGAUCUCGAACGAUGGUGGUAGGUUGGUGAUGCUGUAG
Messenger RNA from Baudoinia panamericana UAMH 10762, 312 nucleotides. RefSeq lists its product as uncharacterized. The record is from RefSeq and is a predicted model, not a curated record. Lineage: Eukaryota; Fungi; Ascomycota; Dothideomycetes; Mycosphaerellales; Teratosphaeriaceae. The transcript has a single exon. The annotation marks the transcript as partial.